This is a messenger RNA of Amphibalanus amphitrite, 3371 nucleotides long. It is a transcript of the gene Tsf2, whose product is annotated as melanotransferrin-like. The coding region runs from base 211 to 2550 and encodes 779 amino acids. Gene Ontology annotation, biological process: iron ion transport. The transcript is spliced from 17 exons. NCBI's taxonomy places the organism in Eukaryota, Metazoa, Arthropoda, Thecostraca, Balanomorpha, Balanidae. Gene Ontology annotation, cellular component: extracellular region; plasma membrane; recycling endosome. The record is from RefSeq and is a predicted model, not a curated record.
CCCAUUUUGCACAAUUUUGCAUAUUUUGAACAAACAGCAUCACGUAGUUUCCGUAGAUUUGUGUGUUUCCCAUUUGUUGUGAUCGGUUGUGCAGUCAAAAUCGCAAUGAAUAUUCACUAGAGUAUCAACUGUAGGUUCAGUAUUGUUCAGUACUUCAUAACCAGUCUGAUCUUUUUCUCAAGUCGCAGGUUCUUCAGCAAGAAUCACUGGAUGUUAAAGCAGAAAAUGAAGUUCCCAUCUGUGAUAUUGCUGGUUUUCAUGCUUAGCAACUUCUUCAACUCAGACGCCAAGUUUGCUGGUCACAUCAGGUGGUGUACCCUGAACACCUUUGAAGAGCAAAAAUGCACAGACUUCAACCAAACAUUGAUAAAGGACAGCUACAAGUUUGGUUUCAAUGCAUUUUCGGUGGAGUGUGUACAGGGUUUUGACAGCAGCGAAUGUAUGCGGAUGGUCGACCAAGACCAGGCUGACAUGGUGGUGCUCGACCCGGGCCUGACUUUCAUCGCCGGCCGGUUCCACAGUCUGGUGCCCAUUAUGCAGGAGCUCUACUACGGUGACGUGCGCGAGUAUUACGCCGUGGCCGUAGUGAAGCGUGACUCGGACAUCCAGAGGCUGGCCGACAUCCGCGGCAAGAAGGCCUGCUUCUCCGGCGUCGGAAACCUGGCCGGCUGGGUGAUGCCGAUUGCAAAGCUGAUGUCCAAAGGUGAGAUGAGCAUUGCGGACUGCAACAACCACGUCAAGUCAGUGUCGGAGUUUUUCGGCGACAGCUGUGCCGUGGGCGCUCUUACCACGCAGUACAACCCGCUAGGUGACAACUCCAACCAGCUGUGCGCGCUGUGCGGCGCAGAGGAGCCCGGCGAAAAGUGCACCGACGCCGACCCAUACGCCGGCAUGGAGGGCGCAUUCCGCUGUCUCGUGGAGGCCGGUGACAUCGCCUUCGUGAAGCACUCGACUCCGAGCGAGGUGAUCGCGGCCAACGCCAGAAAGGGAGUCGGCGUGCGCGUGGCGGGAGAGGACGCCAUCACUAGCACCGCCAUACCGCCCGACAUGGACGAAAACGAGUUUGAGCUCGUCUGCCUCGACGGCGGCCGGCGGCCCCUGGCCGAUUACCAGAUGUGCAACUGGGGACGUAUUCCCAGCCACGCGGUGCUCACCACCUCAGCCAAGCCGCAUGACCUCAGGAUCAAGUAUCAGCGCUUCCUGAAGGAGGCGGUGAACCUCUACGGCUCGCCCUCUCCCGUCGAGCCGGACGAAUACGGUGAUUAUCGGUUCGCGCUGUUCGAGUCGUACCGGUACGGCGUACGACCCAACCUGCUCUUCCAGGACUCUACCGUGUCUCUGUACCCGAUCAAGCACGACGACCAGCUCUACUUGCGCUACCUGGGCGACGCGUACAAGGACAUCAUGGAAGUGCGCUCGUGCCCGGUGGGCGCGCUUCGUCUCUGCGUCACCUCCUAUGCCGAGCAGAUCAAGUGUAACCAGAUGAGGCAAGCGCUGCGCGCGCAGCUGCUCAAACCGGAGCUGACCUGCUUCCGCGGCCACAGCGCCAUCGACUGCAUGAGGCAGAUCAACGGCGGUCUGGCCGAUAUGGUGAUGCUGGACGCCGGAGACGUCUACACUGCCGGCCACCAGUUCAGCCAGAUCCCCAUCAUGAACGAGGUCUACGACGAGGACAAGUCCUCCUUCUUCGUGGUGGCCGUGUCGAAGGAAACGGACCUCGACACGGACCUGCUCUACCUGCGCAACAAGAAGACGUGCCACACAGGCGUGAUGGAGGGCGCCGGCUGGGUGGUGCCCAUGGCCUACCUCAUCUCCAACGAGAGGAUGCGCGGCUACGGCUGCGACUCGCUGCAGGCCGCCGCCCAGACGUUCACCAAGGCGUGCGCGCCGGGAGCUCUCAGCAGUGACUACAACUUUGGCUACAACUGGUACAACCUCUGUCAGCUGUGCCACGGCUCGAGCGGCGACUACUGCGCCAGGGACGCCUCUGAGGGAUACUACGGACACACAGGCGCGUUCCGCUGUCUGGUGGAGGGCGGCGGUGACGUGGCGUUCGUGAAGCACACCACCGUCCAGGAAAACUGUGACGGCAAGCGGCAGGAGUUCUGGGCGCGCAACCAGCUGACUGCCGACUAUCAGCUGCUCUGCCGAGACGGCACCCGUGCUCAGAUCCGCGACUACGAGGACUGCAACGUCGGUGAGGUGCGCACCAACGCGCUGGUGACUCGUGGUGGAGAAAACAAGAACGAGACGGAGAUCAACACCAUUCUGAACCUGUUCCUGCACGCCCAGCAGCACUUUGGACAGAAGUUUGGCGACGAAUUCAGUUUCAAGAUGUUCCACUCUCCGGAGCCCACGGCCGACCUCAUCUUCUCGGACGCCGCCCAGCAGCUGCGGCCCGUGCCGGAGGAGGAGCGCAGCCACACAGCGUACCUCGGUAACGGGUUCCUGGAGGCGCGCGCGCUGGUCGACUGUAAGGCCGCGGCGCCGGCGCUCAUUGUCUCACUGCCAGCCCUGGCCGCGCUGGCCGUCUUCGCUCUCCUGGUCUGAGUCAUCACCGAGCCUGCCAGGCAGGGUAUGACGUCAUUAGCCGUGUGUGUAUCUGACGGGUGACGUCAGUGAGGCUCAGCGCGCGGUAUGUGUGUCGCGUCAUCAAUAUUGCCUUUGUAACGAGUGAUGCCGUCCUACGUCCGUCCAGUUGGGUCAGGGCGGCGAGAAAUGGGCGCCAGACUUUGUCCACGCUUCUGAGCCGUGGCUCCGCGCUGCCAAUGGUCGAGAUCCAACGAAUCUCAGCGCGGUCGUGAUGCGGGGUCCUGUCGCACAAGGGCCGCCGCCGCUCAGAGCUGUGUGGUCGGUCCCUCGGCAGCUCCAGCUGAGGACGUCGAAUCUCAGCGUGAUACGAGAGUCCGUUCGCCAAGCGCUUCAGCUUGUUUGUUAGUUUGAUUUGUGUAGCUCAGUUUACCUAAAAUGAAUCUCGUAUGCGUUGUGUUGCGAUCCGUCCCGAGUUGCACGUUGUGUUCAUGCACGUAGUUAAGUCACGCAUUAUACGGUUGUGUACUGCUUUUAUAGAUUUGCGGAACGUAUACAUUCCUUUUGUUAUUCCAUUCGGAUAGAAACGUAUGUACGUACGUAUCGAAAGUUUUUACAUGCAAGUUUUCUUCUUGUGCAUUCCAUAGUUGCUUUUACUCUAUACAUUAGUUUUCGUUCCAUCGUUAUAUUAAGUAGCGCAUGUUUUCAUCCAUUUGUGGAUCCUGCUGAUAAUCAUGAAGAUGCUGAGAUUGAUCGAAUUCGUACCGCAUGCCAAUACUACAUGUAUCCGUAUUCCCUAAGAGGAGUCUAUCGCGAUGUUAUAUACACUUUGUACCGUUUCA